Molecule: messenger RNA, 6163 nt
Organism: Sinocyclocheilus anshuiensis
Lineage: Eukaryota; Metazoa; Chordata; Actinopteri; Cypriniformes; Cyprinidae
Gene: col17a1a
Product: collagen, type XVII, alpha 1a
Exons: 52
Coding region: 113-4426 (1437 amino acids)
Biological process (GO): glomerular basement membrane development
Molecular function (GO): extracellular matrix structural constituent conferring tensile strength
Source: RefSeq, a predicted model, not a curated record
UUUUUAUGAGGGGUGCUGGGAUUGAACUUGAACUGAAAAACAUCAGUGUGUUGAUACAGUACAGACUAUUUGACAUGAGACGGAAAAUUAUAACAAGUGUAAUUAACAUGGAAUGGACAAGCUAACCACAACCAAGAUUGUGAAAGCAGAGGGGGGAUCUGGAGGAUCUGGAAAAGAAAUCCAAAGACACACAGAAACUGUAACAACCACAAGACUGUCAUCUCUACCUCCAAAAGGCAACAGCAGCUCCGUGAGCAGCCAACAGGUACUGACCUCCACUGUGACCAGCUCAGGCUCUGGAGGAGCUUCAGGAGGAGCUGUUCUGGUGGAGAAGAAGAUCAUCACCCAGAGCAGUGCUGAAAGAGACGCUUCCAGAAGUUAUGUCAUAUCCUCCUCCUCGUCUGGAAGUUCAGGCAGCAGCAGUUCAGGAGCAGGAUCUGUGAUAAGUGGAUUUGAUGAAAUAUCUCGCGUAACCGGACCGAUUAGUAGCUCUACAGUUAAAAGCAAAAGCUCUGCAGUUAAAAGCUCUAGCAGUGUCUCUACCUCCAUCACAACAGUAGGUGGUUCCUCAGCAACAGGUGGAGAUCUUUCCUCUGGAUACGGGUGCAUCUCCUCCUCUGAGUUUGUGUCUGGUUCUUCAGGCAGUUCUGUUAGUGUUUCUGGAGGCAGUAUGAACAUAUCCAGAGGUAGAGGAGGUGGCGCUGGCUCCUCUGCAGUCAUGUCUGCCGCAGGAACCUCCAGCUCCAUGACUGUGACCAAGUUCAGCUCCUCGUCGCCUAGUGGCACAAGGAAAGGUUUGAGUUACAGCACAGUUCCUACAGAGAGGAAGACCAGUCUGAGCCUUCACACUGGAGGAUAUGAGGGGAGCUCCAGUGGCAAUUCUUCCCCUGAAUACAUAAAGAAAGAAUAUGUUUCGACAAGUGUUGCCACUAGAGGACGCACUCAAACACGAGAGAGUGAGAUCAGAGCCAGAUUGCAGAGUGCCUCUCCCUCCACUAGAUGGACAGAGCUGGAUGAUGUGAAGAGAUUACUGAAGGGAAGUCGCUCCGGGAGCAUCAGUCCACCUCGCUCUCCCACCAACACUCUACCUAUCCCGAAAAAAGCCAGUGUGGACACCCGUCAUGAGAGCCAGUCAGGUUAUGACGGCACAGUCCUGGAUGCUGGAUUCAGCGGAUAUUACACCAGCCCAAACAAUCUCAGUUACACCACACUGCAACAACCAUCAUCACCCAUAGGUGGCAUGCAGAAUAAUCUGACCCUCAGCUCAUCUGCCUUCAGUAGUGCAGCAUAUGGGAUGCAUAAUAACCUGUCAACAUCUGGUGGUGCACUCAUGGUUAAUGGAAUCAGUGCUGGCCAAGUGUAUGGGGCACAGAAUAACGUUGGCAGCGCUGGAUUGGCCACCACUGUUACUACUAUUCCCAGCAGCCCUAUCACCGCUGAUGACGUGUUUGUGAAAGAUGGCAAGUUUAUUGCGAUUGGAAAAGAAAAUGUAGCAGCUAAGAAAGAGAGUGAGAGACUGGUCAUGUCCAAAAACACUGGCAAACUGUUCAUCACUUCCACCACCAGUGCUGGAGCAGAUUCUGAAGAUUCGCUCAAGAGGGAGAAAAAGAUGAUCUCCAGCACUACAGAAUCCACAAUGACUGCUUCCAGAGCCUCAACAAAAGACAAGUCAACCUAUGCAGCGAUCCGUAAAGAUGAGUCUGAUGACGCAGGACUAGGAUUCUGUUCCUGCUGCUCGUGGUGGAAGUGGCUUCUGGCACUGAUCUUAGGUCUUCUCCUUCUGCUGGGACUCCUCUGUGGUCUCAUCACACUGGGUGAGGAGGUCCGGAAGCUGAAGGCUCGUGUGGACGCUAUUGAUGGCGGAGAAAGCACAGUCUCUGCUCGAACCAGUCGUUUUUCCGCCUCCUCAGCUGUCAACAUCAUUGAUCCACUGGAGUCUUCAUACACUGAGCGCAUCCCUGGCGUCCGUGCCGAUAACACUAUAAACCUGGGUUCAGCAUCUGCUGCACAAGACCCUGUGGUUCUGCAGAGGGCCAUCCAACAGAUCCUCAGAUCUGAACUUCAGUCGGACACCAUUAGAGCUUCACUGGCAACUUCACUUAAGGGUGAGAGAGGAGAACCUGGGCCUAAAGGAGACCAAGGACCUCCUGGAGUGAAAGGUGAUGCAGGGUUUCCUGGAAUUCCAGGUCCUCCUGGUCUCAUUGGUCACCCUGGACAGGAAGGUCCUCGAGGACCCAAAGGAAGUGCAGGUGAAUCAGGAAAUGACGGUUUACCUGGGCCGAGGGGUCGAGAGGGGCCAGCGGGUCACAGAGGAGAACCAGGACCCCCAGGAAUUGGAGAGAAAGGAGAGAAAGGUUCUUCUGGCGAUGUUGGUGCACCUGGGCUAGCAGGACCACCAGGCCCUGUGGGACCCAAAGGCGAUGCAGGUGCACGAGGCGUACCAGGUCUUCCAGGAGCUCCUGGACCACAAGGCUUCCGUGGAGACUCUGGUGAUCCUGGACCCAAAGGUGAUAAAGGACCUGCUGGGCCACCUGGGGUCAAAGGCGAUCAAGGAGAGAGAGGUCCACGUGGUGCCACUGGUGAGCCAGGUCAGGUCGGACCAGCAGGGCCUCCUGGUGAGAAAGGUCUUAAAGGAUCAGCAGGUGCUCCUGGGCCAGAUGGUGUUAAAGGAAUUCGAGGGGAUCAAGGUCCGAUUGGGUUGCCUGGAGCUCGGGGACCCUCAGGGCCUCCUGGAGAUGCAGGAAUACCAGGUGCACCAGGACUCCAAGGACCACCAGGUUUGCCAGGUACUCCGGGCCAGCCAGGAGCUAAAGGUGAGCCUGGUGAGCCCGGAAGAGUCAUUUCUGCAGGCGCUAAUACUAACACUGUGCGUGUACCUGGACCUCCUGGACCUCAUGGAGCUCCGGGUCCUGCUGGACCAUCUGGACUAUCAGGUCCUAUUGGUCCUGCUGGUCUUCCUGGUCCACCUGGUUCAAAGGGAGAUAAAGGAGACAAAGGAGAAGAUGGGAAGCCUGGAGUCUCUGAGAGUGCAGGGAAGAAAGCUCCUUCUGAACCUGGUCCUCCUGGCCCACCUGGUCCGCCAGGACCACCUGGGAAUGAUGGACAACCAGGUAUUGGUCAACCUGGUCCUCCUGGUGAAAAAGGUAAACCAGGAAGCUUUGUACCCACUUCAGAAACCUUCUUUGCUGGACCACCUGGGCCUCCUGGACCUAUUGGACCAAAGGGAUCACAAGGUGAUAUUGGUCCUCAAGGCUUCCCUGGCCAGCCUGGAUUACCUGGAGAACCUGGAAUCGGUAUUCCAAGACAGCCAGGGACACCAGGACCACGUGGAGAACAAGGUCCUGAGGGUCCACCAGGACCACAGGGACCUCAAGGACCAAUGGGUCCCAUAGGGCCAGAAGGUCCAAAAGGUGAUGCUGGAGUCCCAGGGGCCCCUGGCAUUCCGGGAUACUCCUACGGUGGAGGAUCCAGAAGUGCUCCGGGAUCACCAGGUCCACCUGGACCCCCAGGGCCUCCUGGAGCACCCGGUUCAUCGGGUGGCGGUUCACCAGAUGUUGUUCAACAGAUUUCAGACUACCUUAGAAGUGAACCCAUCAGAGAAUACCUGACUGGACCUCCAGGCCCACCUGGACCACCAGGACCUACCGGAUCAGGCUCUGAAGAUUUGCUAGCUAACCGUGUCAUUGAAUACCUUCAAAGAGAUGAGGUGAGGCAGUACCUGAUUGGUCCUCCAGGGCCCCCAGGACCCCCAGGUGUGCCAGGUGGAUAUGGCUUUAACACUCAGGAAGUUGCUGGACGAGUGCUGAGACUGUUGAAUGAUGCUGGUUUCACAGGUCUGCCAGGACCUGCCGGUCCCCCAGGACCUCAAGGACCACCAGGAGGCUCUGGAGGACUAUUGUCUUACGCUGUUAAUGAAAACCAACCACAAAUCCAUGCAGAGCCUCAGGAGUAUAUCAAAAGGCACCCAAGCUCUGAUGAGAAUUUGGAUUACGCAGUCAUCGCUAAAAAGGUUUCAGAUUACAUUAAGUCUCAUGGCCUGUUACAAGGUCAAGAUGGUGUGAUAGGGAUUCCAGGUUCACGAGGUCCACCAGGUCUACCAGGUCCACCAGGUCCAAUAGGAUUCAGUGGACCCCCUGGACGCCCUGGACCUCCAGGAAUCAGUCCAGAACUUCCUUACUCCAACAUGACUGCAAUCAUAGACUACAUCAGAGACCACCGUAUGAUUGGACCACCAGGUAUAACAGGGCAGAAAGGGGAGCCGGGAUAUUCUGGACCAGUAGGACCAAAAGGUGACAGAGGAUUCACAGGUCCACCAGGUACCCCAGGCUUCCCAGGAAUGAAAGGAGAGAAGGGAGAGAAGGGUGAGGCUUCAUAUGUCACUCGGAGGAGGAGGAGGAGGAGCAGUCAUUUAGAAGAGUGCAUUUAGCUGGUGUGCUUUAAGCUGCUAAGGCUUUAAAAAUGACAUGUACAUAUUUAUUCUUUUCUAUUUUUAUUUUUUUGGACAGUGUUAGAUCAAUUUAUUACCGAAAGCUAAAUAUAUUCACAUUGAAUUAACAAGCAUUACAUGAUCAAAUUCACCUUUAUGAUGCCAGUUUUUAAAGAAAAAACAUUUUUGCAAAUGUAUUUUUUCCUCAUCAUGAAAGUCUGGUUUUCUUGCAUGACUGCAGAAUGGGAUUUAACAUAUAAUCUGGGUAUGUGCUUUAAAUUGUGCUUUUUGCCAUUUGCGUUUUUAAACUGCUUUCAUUAGACUUAAAAGUGGCUUGACAUUUAAAUUGAGAAUAAAGAUUGCUUUUUAUUUUAAAGCUGUGACUUACAGACAGACCUACAGUAAUGUUCAUAAACAGAGAGAGACUUGAAUACAGAGACCCAGACAACUGAACUAUUUACCACAAAUGUUUUAAUUACAGCAGCUUCCUAUAAUCACAAUGAUUUGAUCUUUGACACAAACACAGUACAUACAACUGUUAUGCUACUAACUUUACCUCAUCAGUUGAAAAAGCUUUAAAAAAAAAAAGUCUAUGAAAAUGCAAACAGGCGUCAUGAAUGUACUGAGUAUGCGACUACCUGCAGGAAUUCCUUUAUCAGGAGGUGCACGGCACUCUCUGUUCAGUCAAAUGUGCUGUAAAACAUGAGCAAUGCUCUCAGGAUAUCAUAAUGACAAGAAAUUCAUGUUUUGACAUUUGUCUUUUCUCACAGAUUUUAAAUGUUUUGUUCAGUUUUUACAGAUUACGGCACAAAUGUAAAUGCAGUAAACACAUUUAGAACUGUAUGUUGAAAGUUGAGAUGAAAGGAAAUCUAGUACAAAAAAAAGUGCUACAAUAUACAAUACCUGACUGAUUAAAGCCGUGUCGGUUCACAGGACACAUCAUCCUCUAUACAAUUUUACCGAAAAGUACCAUAAUGUAUUGUAGAGGUGUCUGAGUGAAUCUCAAUGAAACUAAAACGCAUGCAUUUGAAAAAACCAUUUGGUAUUUUUUGGAGAAUAAGUAGCAUGGACAUUAUGACGAGAUUGAGCUCUCUUGCUUUGAAGCUCACAGACAUAAUUGAAAGUUGAGAUGAUUUACUUAGGCUACAUGUUCACAUUGCAUAGCAGUGCAAGCGCAAAUGCACUUUAAACCACAGUGACGUCAGGAUAUUUUCAUACAGUGUGGAUGCUAUGCUAAAAACUGCUGCUACUUUAAAUCCUAUAGAUCCAUUUUAUGGUAAACAAAGCUCAAUAAAAGUGAUGUGAGAUAACAGAAUCAAAUAUAUUUAAAUCCUGUAAUUCAUACACAAAAUAACCAAGAAAUGUCCUUAUUUACCUCUAAAUAAUGUGCCUUUAAACUUCAUUAUAAUUGAAAUCAACAAAUUUAAGAACAUUUGUUUGAAUUGGCAAAAACAACAACAACACAACUGAUUCAGACUGAUUUCGAGAUUUAAAUCAUUCGCUUGGUUCUCGUAACUACUGACAUCAAGCAUUGACUCUUUAGUGCAAGCAAAUUAGCUUGAAGCUGAACAGUCAUUCCAUGUAUGUAUUAGGUAUAAUCCUAAAAUACCACAGUAAACCACAUCGUUAAGACACUGAGACCACUGAUUCGAGAGGGAAUAAAGGUAAAAAUCAAUAAAAAUAAAAAAAAUAAAUUUAGUGGCAUACAGAAUCACAUUAUCUUUCAUAAACUAUUGC